AUGGCAACACCACAAAAAACAGCCAUCACCACUACAAAAAAUAUCAAAGUGGCCAAACCAUCACCACCUCCCCCACCACCAGUAUGGAAACAAUUCUCAAACUUCACCAACGCUCACCCACUGGGCAUUGAAAAGACUCUCCGCUUUAUCCAGGCCGUCUGCACAAUCCUAUCUUCUAGCAUCUUUAUCUCAUAUGUACCGAAUUCCGUGUACGCCGUCAAAUCUGCUUUGGCAAAGAAUCAGAUCGCUCUCGCUCGGAGGUAUCUGAGAUUCUUCAAGUUCAUUGACUGCUUCGACGCAGGUUACAAAGCAUGGCUUGUCCCUGCUCCACUUGAAGCUGAUGCCGUUAAGAAGAUUGCCGCUGUCGGAAAAUGGUCUUUUCUGGGCGUGUAUUUCUUUAUGGAGGAUUUAACUAUUUUGGAUGCGAUGGGUAUAUGGCCAACCGCCUGGGCCCAGGAAACAUUCCUCGAAUGCCACAAAUGGUGGUUCUUCGGACUUGCAUUGAGCAUCAUAGGCUCCACCGUCAAUCUUUUCUUCCCUGCUUCUGAGCCUCCAGCAGCAAAACAAUCCGACGAGAAGACAAAGCCCGCUGAGAAGCAGAAAAAGUCGGAUUUGACUCCCCUCGUCAAAAACCUUAUUGUUGAUGCGUGCGAUAUUGUGAUUCCGGGGAGUGUGUUGGGAUGGAUCCCGGCUUCAUCGACGCAGGUGGGUAUCGUGAUGAUUGUUAGUACGUUGGCAGCAUSGGGGGAUWUUKGGGCGMAAGCCAAUAGGGCUUGA
Messenger RNA from Talaromyces amestolkiae, 777 nucleotides. RefSeq lists its product as uncharacterized. NCBI's taxonomy places the organism in Eukaryota, Fungi, Ascomycota, Eurotiomycetes, Eurotiales, Trichocomaceae. Gene Ontology annotation, biological process: peroxisome fission; regulation of peroxisome size. The transcript has 3 exons. The record is from RefSeq and is a predicted model, not a curated record. The coding region runs from base 1 to 777 and encodes 258 amino acids. Gene Ontology annotation, cellular component: peroxisomal membrane.